CUCCAACGGUCGAAUCGACGCUGAGAGAGAGAGAGAGAGAGAGAGAGAUGAGAGAGAAAAGGGGAAGAAGGGAAAAUCCAAAAACCCUAGAUCCAAUCGGCGAGGAUGGUCUCGUCGCCGGAAAAGAAGGAAAAGGGUUCUACGCGUGCUACAUCUUGACCUCCCUUAGCCCUCGCCACAAGGGUCACACCUAUAUCGGGUUCACGGUGAACCCAAAGCGGAGGAUAAGGCAGCACAACGGAGAGAUCACAAGUGGUGCAUAUAGAACCAAGAAGAAACGUCCUUGGGAAAUGGUCCUCUGUAUCUAUGGUUUCCCCACUAAUGUCUCUGCCCUUCAGUUUGAAUGGGCGUGGCAGCAUCCGAGAGAAUCACUUGCUGUGAGAGAAGCCGCCGCUGCUUUCAAAUCCUUCUCUGGACUUGCUACCAAUAUCAAGCUUGCUUACACUAUGCUCUCUCUUCCUGCUUGGAAUAGUUUGAACCUGACAGUCAACUAUUUCUCGUCAAAGUAUGCGCACCUUGGCGGUCUUUCUCCAAGCUUGCCUCCUCAUAUGGAAGUCCAUGUUUGUCCUAUGGAUGAUCUUCCUUGUUUCGCAAAAGAAGACGACAAUUCUCAAGAAGAAGAAGAUGAAGAGAGUCUUGAUAGUAACGAAGAAGAGGAUGAUGGUAUGAGCAACCAAAGCCAGCCUGGGAAUCCAACUUCAACCUACUUGCUUGAUGACCCACAUGUUGAGAAAGCGAAAGGACCUGAAACUGUACUUGAUGACAGAUUAGCAAACUUCACUGGUUUUGGGUUAUUAUUAGAUGAGAGUGAUGACGAUGAAGUGCCUUAUAGCACUGUAGGAGGAUCCUUCGAAGCUAUGGAGAAAGAAACUGAGACUGUAUUUAAUGACAGGUCACCAAACUUCGCUGGUUUUGGUGUAGAAAAGAUUGUUGAAGACAAAGCAUCAUAUAGCAGCACUGUGGAGAAAGAUUGUUGGAGAAGAGGCAACUUUGUUACUACAUCGACCACUGAAGUUGAAGUGAUUGAUCUGAUGACUCCAUCACCGAGCUGCAGAGUUGGAUCGUCUAUGAAGAAGAGGCCAAGAGUUUCUGAGUUUAUCGAUUUGACACGGUCUCCUAAUUUCAUAGAGUUGUAAAGUACUGUAAUAAUAUUACAAGAAUUUUGUGCAAAUUGAAAUAAUUUCCAAGAGUGUGAUUUGAUCUA
Molecule: messenger RNA, 1204 nt
Organism: Raphanus sativus (radish)
Lineage: Eukaryota; Viridiplantae; Streptophyta; Magnoliopsida; Brassicales; Brassicaceae
Product: structure-specific endonuclease subunit SLX1-like
Exons: 4
Coding region: 48-1136 (362 amino acids)
Biological process (GO): double-strand break repair via homologous recombination
Cellular component (GO): Slx1-Slx4 complex
Molecular function (GO): 5'-flap endonuclease activity; crossover junction DNA endonuclease activity
Source: RefSeq, a predicted model, not a curated record